UGAAAACAAAUGGAUAGUAAUUCUUACAAAACCCAAUCAGUAACCGAAAUUAGAAGUGAAGGAGUAAAAGGAAAAUUAAAAAAAAUUCCAAAGCAGGGGCUGGCGGAAGGUGAUAAAUAAACACUCACUUAAAUCCAAUCGGCCAGUUUGAUGCAAAUGUUUCUUUUGGUCACGACGACUGCCAGCCCCUGCAUGGGCCGGUCUCAGACCCAAAUCUGAAGAGUUUAGACCCUCUCACCAUGCAGACGGACAGAAGCAGAAAACAAGUUCCACAAGUGCCUGAGAGUGAAGAGAUGUCUUCAUCCACUUCCCCCGAGCCAGAACCCUCCUCGCCCCAAAGGGAAAAACAGCAUCAUCAGGAAGAUCGUAUACCAAGGACCAUGAAUAAUUAUAAGAAACUAAUAACAUUUUCUGACAAUAACUUACUUUUUGAUCAUGUACUGAAAUGUUAUUCCGCUAUAGAAGAAGGAUUCAGUAUUUAUGCGCCCAUGCCAUCAUUCUUAAAUCCCCAUCUUAUGGAACAGGAUAAUCAAUAUUCAUUUGGUGCUAUAGAAAUUAAAAGUGGUGAAAAUCAGUUGUUGGAUGUGAAAUAUCGAAGAUCUGCCACUACACACACAGAGAGAGUCUCAUGCACAAAUAUAGAUGAGACUUUGCAGAGAUGUCGAACUGAAGUUAAAAACAUGUAUAUGUUCACCCUUUAUAGUCCAUGUUUGAUGAGAGGACAUAAGAUAGAUAAGAAAGAUAAAGAUAAAGAGCCCUGUAUGUUACAUCUUUUAGAGAAAGCCUAUCAAUGGUACAGUGAAUUUGGCAUUAAGACUAGAGUGUUUUUCAAAAAGCCUUGGGGACUAAGUGGACCAGAUAUCUUUAAAGGUCUCCUGUAUUCUGACGUCUCAAGAACCAGCAGUGCUUUUCAUCCAUAUGUUGACUUGUGCAAGGAACAUCGCUUUAAACUGGACAACAAAUUCAGACAAGAUAAUAAGGCUAUAUUCCGUCUUAUCGGAAAGGUUAACAGAAAAGAAACACUCAAGAAACGUAUUAAAUCUACUCUCCGUAAACUUCAGGAAAAGGCAAAGGAAGGGCUGAAAAAAUGUCAGCAUUUGAAGCGUGGUUUGAGAUACAUUGACUCACUCAAAUUUCCCAAAAAGGUCCAUAAACAAAUCAUUAAAACUUUUAAAAAUAAUUGGAAAACAUUGGUUAACCAUAGUUCAAUGUCUCUCAUUAUAGAAAAAAUAACAUCAGAUUUCAACAAUGCAGAAGUCAAACUCUUUGUCCGAGAUCUUAGGUUGGAUCUGGGUGACAGCGGCUACUUCCAGAUUAACCAGGUCCCGCCGGGCGCUGAGGUGGAGGAGGGAGAUUAUGUUCAAGUGAUGAAUACUUCAUUUUGAUCACAAUUUAUUAUGUGACACAAAAUGUAUUUUUAUUGUCAUUACUAUAUUUUGAAAUAUGUAAAAAAAAAUAUAUUUGAAUUUAACAAAACAUUGACCUUAACCUUUUGUAGUUAAACAAAGGUUUUGGGGCUUUUUUGAAACACUCAAUGGCAUUCAGACUGUGAUGAAUUAUUACUAUUGGUACAGGUUUUGGAGGGAUGCUUUUUUUAAAUUUGAUAAUAUAAUAACGUUGGGUUCCAAUUGUAAUUAGUGCUCUAAUUAUUUUUGAACUCAAGUGUUUGUCUGGAUGUUUGUUGUCUGCAUCUGUCCUGAGCUCUUAAAUAAAAUAAAUAAUAAAAACUCACAUUGAAA
This is a messenger RNA of Gymnodraco acuticeps, 1739 nucleotides long. RefSeq lists its product as uncharacterized. The transcript has 4 exons. NCBI's taxonomy places the organism in Eukaryota, Metazoa, Chordata, Actinopteri, Perciformes, Bathydraconidae. The record is from RefSeq and is a predicted model, not a curated record. The coding region runs from base 240 to 1385 and encodes 381 amino acids.